Molecule: messenger RNA, 405 nt
Organism: Phycomyces blakesleeanus NRRL 1555(-)
Lineage: Eukaryota; Fungi; Mucoromycota; Mucoromycetes; Mucorales; Phycomycetaceae
Exons: 2
Coding region: 1-405 (134 amino acids)
Source: RefSeq, a predicted model, not a curated record
AUGCAUGUAUGUAAAUCACACUACUUGUACGCUGCUCUAUAUUGCUCUACACUUCUCAACAAUACAAAAAGGGUGCCUCAUUUGUAUCCAAACGAAUCAAUUCUGAGGGCAGGAAAGGUAGUGCGCAGGCCUGGAUUCUUUUCAAAAAAACGAUACCUGAUCUUGACGAACCGACCACGCUUGUUGUAUAUGGAUGAAGGCAAAGAAGCAGACGGAUCUGGUGGGAAGUUACGCUGUGAGAUUGGAUGGACCCCUCAGUUGUUACCUGAGCUUAAAGGAAAAUCUGUAUUUUGUAUUCACACGCCACAAAAGUCGUACACGUUUGAUGAUCCUGAGGGCCACGCACAAGAAUGGGUUAAUACGAUCAACACGAUGCUUGUGGACAGCUUUGGGGUAGCGGCUUAG